AUGGUUCAACGCGCAGCGAGAUGUGCCGUGCAUCUCUGUUGGGUUGGCGUAUGUCGAGAUAACGUCCUGCGAGAGUCUGUAAUGAGCGUUUAAUCACGAAAGACGUCGCGUGUGUGUGUCUGUGUGCUUGUGCCCUCAGUGCCGAGAUAGCACGACCGACGGAACAAGUCGGUGGCAGGAAGACGCAGUUUGUUAUGGUUUGGUGACCCAGGAUAUAGCGUGACCCGGGCGUAUUUAGUGUCGCUCUCAGUAUAUUGUCCUUUGUGAGGUGUUCGUGUAGUAUCAAUCAGUGUGUCCGUUGUGUAGACAGAUUUAAUGCCAUGUGGGGUAGGUUGGGAAGCAACUGUCAGUGGCCAAAUGUGAAAAGCAAUGAGCAUCCGCUAUGAAACCAUCGGUGUUACAGACACUGCUCGAGCCUGCGACCACCGCACUGGCGGUGCUCAGUAGAAAGCAACAGCAUCAUCACAGGCCAUCCCCAACCUGCACCAACAAUCGGCGCGAUGCUGGCGGCGGUGGCCGAGUGGCCGGCGGGCUGCUGCACCCGGUGGAUCGGUGCGGCCGGGCGCCAGUACUCGCCAUCGGGCUGCUGUUUUGCGUCACCGUGUACCUGUACUUCAUGACUGGGACCGAUGUGACCCAGAUGAUCGUGACCAUACCGGCGGACGAUGCGGACCUACCCGGACCAAAAGAUCAAAUUGCAACAAAAUGCACCCAUAAGAACGAGCCUGAUGCUGCUGCACACGCGAGCGCAGACGAACUGCAACUCACCUUCAAUCGAAUUGUUCCGAUCGUUCCCCAAACCAAUGCCUCCACUACUACCACCAUCAUCACCACCACCACCACCAACACCACUACCACCAACAACAUUGUCCCUGCGAUCAACAACAACACCAUCACCUCCACCGGCGCGAUACCGACCGAUCCGUACGCCCCAGUGCCGAAGGGCUUUAUCGUGUGGGGACCGGGCUGCCAGAUCAUGGACCUGAACCCGGUAGCUAAGGACGUGAUGCGGCUGUUCAGCAAGGAGCGGUUCGUGCCGUGCAGCCCGAAGCAACCGCUCACGUCGAUCGAGCAGCACUUUGACAACGACACGGUGCUGGUGCGGUACCACCGGGACCAGCUGGACGCGUUCAUGCCGCACUACAUGCGGUACGUCCGGUGCUGCUACCAGAGCAUCGAGCGGGCCGGCACGAAGGAUAAGGCUGAUAAGAAUUUCUGGGUGGGAGAGUGUGUCCCGUUCAACGAAUCGUUCCUAUUGCCACCGUCGGUACGGAACGGUGUGCUGGUACGCUGCAAGGCCGGUGUGUCCGAGUCGAGCAAGUCGAAGAAGGCGAUCUACACCAACGUGCACGCACUGAUCCGGCCGCAGCCGAGCGUGCGCGAGCGCAUGGACAAGUUCCGAGGGAGGACGGAGAAGCGACCGCUCAGCGUGCUGAUGAUCGGCAUCGACAGCAUAUCGCGGCUCAAUCUCAUCCGUGCGAUGCCCCACACGGCCCAGCAUCUGUACGAUACGGGCUGGUUUGAGCUCAAGGGAUACAAUAAGAUUGACGACAACACCUACCCGAACCUGAUGGCGAUCCUGACCGGGUACAACAACUCGCUCGCCUACUCGAUCUGCAACCCGAAGAAGGUGGGUCAGCUCGAGGAGUGCCCGUUCAUGUGGAAGUACUUCGCGGACAGUGGGUACGCGACGGCCUACGCCGAGGACGAGGCCGGCAUCAACACGUUCAACUACCACAAGUACGGGUUUGUGGCGCAACCGACCGACCACUACUUCCGCCCGGUGGCGCUCGCGGCCGAGAAGAACCUCUCGAAGAAGAUGAAAAACUCGCUCACCUUCUGUCUCGGGUAUCAGAACUAUGCCGACCACAUCUACCAGUACGCGCUGGACUUUGCGUCGCAGUACCGGACCGAACCGUACUUUGGGCUGUUCUGGACGAACACGUUCAGCCACAACGACAUUAGCGAUCCGUCCUCGAUGGAUCUGCGCAUGAAGUACUACCUGGAGGAGCUGGACGAGCGGGGCAUUCUGAACAGCAGCAUGGUGGUAUUUUUCAGCGAUCACGGGCUACGGUUCGGCCCCGUUCGUAUGCUGCUGACGGGGUGGCUCGAGGAACGGCUGCCGUUUAACUUCAUCUGGCUGCCGGAAUGGUUCCGCGAGGAGCAUCCCGAAAUAGUGCAAGCGCUCAAGAUCAAUCGCAAUCGGCUGACGAACCCGUACGAUUUGCACGCCACACUGAAGCACGUGCUGGAGCUGUCCGGGCGGAUCGACAAUCUGCCCGGACCGCUCAGCUGCCCCAACUGCCAGAGCAUCUUCGCGGAGGUACCGUGGAAUCGGUCCUGCGAGGAGACGGCCAUCGAAUCGCACUGGUGCACCUGCGCCAACUUCCAGCCGAUCGAUAAGCGUUCGCCCAUGGUGCAGCGGGCGAUCGCGUUCGUGAUUGAUUAUGUGAAUCGCGAUCUGGAGGAGCAUCGUAACAGCACGACGGCGAACUAUGCGUGCGCUAAGCUAGCGGUUGGGUCGAUCACGCUCGCUAAGAUGGCGCACGAACCGAAGGGCCGGCUGCCGUACCGGGACUAUUUGUUGAUCUUUGACGGUAAGCCGGGCGGUGGGAAGUUUGAGUCGACGGUGCGACACUAUCAGGAGCGCGAUGCGUUCGAGAUCACGGGGUCGAUCAGUCGGCUGAACGAGUACGCCAGCCAGAGCGAGUGUAUGCAUAUAGACUACCUGCGCAAGUACUGCUACUGCCAGCGGACGAAGCUGUUCUGAGUGAGGUCUGCGGACGUUGGUGCUUGUGAAGCUGGGGCGAUCUCGGGAAGAUAAAAUGACAGUAAAGAUAGACAAGGUGCUCGCCGGGCAACCCAUAUUUGGGACAAAGGAGGGUUUUUUUUUGUAGUAACGUAGAUAUUAGUAAUUUUUAUCGCGGCCUAAACUAGCUGGAAUAUGCCAUCCUACUGGGGGCAUUUCCUUUUUUCAAACGGCUUAUAAAGCUCUUCUCCUAAACCAUUCCAAUUCAUUUUAGAUAUGGACCUAUCCUGUACUUUAUUUUGUGAAAUUUAAUUAUUUGUAUUCACAUCUUCUAGCCCACUCCUAUUAAGAGUCUCAUUGAACUCAUCGCUUGAACUCUCUAGACAUUAUCGUUAGCAGAACUACUGUAAAGAAAACGAACCUAGAAUCUAACGAACUUCACCAUCACAGAAACAAAAAAAAAAGAUUACUCAGACGUUCCUUUUAGGUCAGGGCAAGCUGAUUUACUAAAGCUGUUGUAAAACUGUGCCAAGAUGGGUGAUUGGGAAAUGGGCAAAAGGAGAACUUUAGCGAAGCAUUGUGUAGGGUUUAGGCAAACGUAAAGGCCGGGCUACAUUGAUCGUACUCGCAAGCGUAAUUUUUAUUUUCACUAGCGCAUCUGGCGACGACCAGCGCAAGCUAGAUGUCGGUAUAAUUUAUGUGUCAAAAUUAUUCAUACUUGGUGUCUCAUCAAGUUUCGACCAGGCUACCUGUUUGCCGUAGGAAAUGUUGAUAAACGUCCAUAAAUUGCAACAAAGUAGGCCGUUAAUUGUUGUUGUUGGACAAAUCGUCAUUCAUACAAAGCGCUGGGCCACAUUUUUCCCCAUCUUCCAAUGUCUAUCCAUCACUGGGUAAAAUUAUAGCCUCCUCGACCCAAAACGUUUUUUGACAGAUAAAUUAUGCCAGCAUCUAGCUUCAACCCGCCGCCGCUAGAUGGCGUACGCGUUCACAAAAAUUACACUAUGGAGUACGAUCAAUGUAGCCCGGCCUUAACAGUAGCAAAGCAGAAAUAGUGAAUAAUCAAAAUACAGGCAACAAGUGUAAAGCACUGUUGCAAACGAAUUGAAUUCGUAGUGAGGUAGCGAGGUGUGGUGAUCGGAUUGGAGUUACAGUGGAAUCGCUGUGUCUCUCCAACAUUGGUAGAUUACAAGAAACCCAAGCGACAAAGGCGCUAGUAAGCAGAAUCGAUUAUAUUCCGACACCUUCAUUGUUACUAUGAGAAGAGAAAGAGAGCAAUCUUUCUUUUUUUAUUUACUAAACGAUCAAAAGCAUGAUCGUGAGCAUCAGUAAACUUGAUUUUUGCGUGGACCAACAGCAUGCUAGUAGCGCACGAAAUGGGCUGUAAUGUUGGGGAAGGGUAGCAACGAACGUGAACUUGCAUCGAAAGAAAGUAAUACGGGAGUCUAUUUUUACUCAUCUGUGGGGUAGAUAUCAUAAGGCUUGGCCCCAUCAUAAUGUUGUGAACUAGAAGUUAUAGAACCUUUUAGGAAUUUGAGGGCAAAAUUUAUACAUUCAUUGCAUUGAGAUAGUUAAUUAAAACAAGCGCGUGGGACCGUUCGGAUACGCUUUCAGCCGUUGAAUCAAUAGUGACUAAGAGACGGACAGAGAUCAGGAAUCGCACAAAACAACAGACAGAAGAACAGAAGAACUACCCAAGACGGGACACGCAUACACAAACCUAAUGAGAAAGAGUGCUAGUGAUUACCUUUAGAAGAAAAAAAACCGAUGGAGAACCCGUAAGAAUUGGAUCAUUAAUGUCGGCUCCUGCCUUUCGAUGGGCAUGAUACCAUGUUUUGUAAAUAAUUUAAAACAAAAAUCCGAUAAAAUAAUCCAAUCCUCCCUUCCCUCUCGAUACCGUGAUUAGAAACAAAUAUACAACGUUAGACGCAAAUCAAACAAAACGCAAAAGGGGGAGCAACGCGCAGAUCAGAUGAAAUACACUAUUUUACUUUUUGUUAUUAACGAAGUAGCGGAAUUAUUAAGAGCAGAACAGCGAGUUAAAAUAAAUGGAUUUAGAAGAAUCAAGUGCGAACAAA
Anopheles arabiensis is the source of this 4824-nucleotide messenger RNA. RefSeq lists its product as uncharacterized. The transcript has 5 exons. NCBI's taxonomy places the organism in Eukaryota, Metazoa, Arthropoda, Insecta, Diptera, Culicidae. The record is from RefSeq and is a predicted model, not a curated record. Bases 383 to 2770 code for a protein of 795 amino acids.